Molecule: messenger RNA, 7078 nt
Organism: Hypanus sabinus (Atlantic stingray)
Lineage: Eukaryota; Metazoa; Chordata; Chondrichthyes; Myliobatiformes; Dasyatidae
Gene: znf408
Product: zinc finger protein 408
Exons: 11
Coding region: 3411-6320 (969 amino acids)
Cellular component (GO): nucleus
Molecular function (GO): protein binding
Source: RefSeq, a predicted model, not a curated record
AAAAGUUGAAGCGGAAGAAAGGAGCCGAGACCCCCAGACAACCUCUGAUCGGCACCACUUCCACAGUAAAGUUUGGCGGUGCGCUGCUGUCGCCUACAAGCCGCUGUCCUCGGCCACAAACUACACCCCGAGUAAAUUACAGCCAGGCGUUGCUUUGAAAACGACCAAGAGUGGCCAGGAUAAGAACGGGGAGAUCUGGUUGACAGCAGAGGCGGAUUUUCAGCAACUUCUGAGACGUUUUUAGCGUCCCUUAUUAAAACGCCGCUUACACUGGCUGUGACUGACAUGGGUGCCAGCAUUCGGGAGAUUCUCACCCGGUCCCGCACCCUUCGUACUCCAGCUGACUCUACAUCUGUUCCAAUGUUGACAUCCUGAGCAUCUCCCGUCGCUGGCACUCUGCACUUUGUCCGCUGGCUGCAACUUGGCGUUUGAACCGUUUCCCGACUCCCCGCGAUGGAACGAUCUCCGGGCCCCUUUGUUCGAAAGGUCUCACAUUCGUCCUCCAGGUUCCCUGUGCUCGAUUCAUUUUGACCCAAAACACUCCCGUCCUAUGCCACACUCCCACAUUAAAACCGUUUCUUAAUAUCGUUCAACGGAUCCCAACGCUCUUUCCAUCGAGCUUCGUCCACCUUCAUAGCUUACGCUUCAUCUCCCAUGUCUUCAAAUGGUCUCCAACGCCUGCUCCUCGCAAACUAACUACUGUAUUGCUUCAACACGUACAAAAGCUGGAUAAACUCGGCAGGUUGGGCAGCAUCCGUUGAAAUGAGAUGCUGCCCGACCUGCUGAGUUCAUCCAGUUUUUGUACGUGUUGAUUUGACCACAGCAUCUGCAGUGUACUUUGUGUUUACUGUAUUGCUUCCUCGUUCAUCCCAAUUGCAUUGCAUUUCCUUGCCUCAUGUGAUUGCGCCCUCUCCCGUGUCAGUAUUGAGGUGAAUGACGUUAUCUACUCUGCUUCAGAUGUCUGACGGUUGAAGGGUAAUAACUGUCCUUAAACUUGCUGGUGUGGGACCUCAGGCUCCUGUACAUCCUUCCCAAUGGCAGCAAGCCAGAAGAGAACACGGCCUGGACAGUGGGUUCCUUGAUGCUGGAUGCUUUCUUGUGGUAUUGCUGCUUGUAGAUGUGCACAAUGGUGGGGAGGGCUUUGCCUAUGAAGGACUGGCCUGUAUCCACCACUUUCUGUAACCCUUUCCAUUCUUGGGCAUUGGUACUUUCAUACCAGGCUGUUAUAAUCUGGUGACAUCACAAAGAGCCUCCUGUCCUCUCCCUCUCUGGCCCACACUCCAUUGUUCAUGGUGCCCCUCUCACUGUGCCUCACAAAUAUAUCAUGAACUCAUUCUCAUAUCCUUUGUGCUUCUAAGGAUCACAGUAAGCUUUCCCCUUCGUGUCACAAUUUCCCACUUACUGCCCUUGCACUUCCUAGCCUACUAGGACAGUAAAGUAUUCCUACAAUGUAUUCUCAAGUAUGAAAGGAAAGUAGGCAGUUUAAUCUUGCAUAAUUAUGGACAAAACUUUUUGUAUGCCUUUCAGAUUUGCACUGUAGUUAGAAAUCACUCCCUCAGUGCUAAUCAACAAGCUUCAAAGCCUGGGCUUCUGUACUUCCCUCUGCAACUGGAUUCUUGACUUCCUCAUCGGAAGACCACAGUCAUGUGAGAAAUAACAUCUGCUCCUCGCUGACAAUCAACACAGGCGCAGCUCAAGGUUGUGUGCUUAGCCGACUGCUCUUUACUCUCUACGCCCACGAAUGUGUGGCUAGGCACAGUUCAAAUGCCAUCUAUAAAUCUGCCAAUGACUCAGCUGUUGUUGGUAGAAUCUCAGAUGGUGACAAAGAUGCGAGCAGGGGUGGGUUAGAUCACUUGGUUGAGUUCUGUUGCAACAACAACCUUGUACUCAACAUCAGUGAGACCAAGAAAUUGAUUGUGGACUUCAGAAGAAUACACACCAGUCCUCGCUGAGGGGUUAGCAGAGAAAAGGGUGGGCAGUUUCAAGUUUCUGGGUGUCAACAUCCUUGAUGAUUUAUCCUAGACCAAACAUAUUGAAGAAGGCACACCAGCAGAUAUAUUCCAUUAGGAGACAAAAUUCAAUCUGUCAUCAAAGCCUAGCAAACUGCUACAGAUGAAGAAGAUUCUGGCUUGUGGCACCACAGACUGUCAUGUAAGGGCCAAAACACAGGAUGGAAAAAAGCUGCAGAAGGUUGUAAACCCAGCCACCUCCAUUAUGGGCACUAGCCUCCCCAUCAUCUAAGACAUCUUCAAAUGGCAAUGCCUCAAAAAGAAGGCGUCUAUCACAAAGGACCCCCACCACCCAGGACAUACCCUUUUCUCAUUACUACCAUCAGGGAGGACGUGAAGGAGCCUGAAGUCCAACACUCAGCAUUUUAGGAACAACUUCUAUCCCUCUGCCAUCAGAUUUCUGAAUAGCCCAUGACCAUACCUCAAUAUUUAGCUCUGGUUUUGUAUUAUUUAUUUAUUAUAUUUUUGUAAUUUAUAAAGCAUUGUUAUAUAUGUUGCACUGCACUACUGAUGCAAAACAAUAUUUUGCAACGUGUGUCAGUGACAAUAAAGCUGAUUCUGUUAAUGAAUUGGUUAAAGUUACUCGUUGCCAGGAUGCUUUAGGAUUUCAUCUGACAGGGUAUAUUUUAGCUGACUACGCUGUUCACUUUCUGUUGAUGUGCAGGAUGUGGAAUGCAGGAUAUACGGGUCAUGCCUUUUGAGUUCCUUUUAUUGCCACAUUGAAAAAUAAGAUAGCCAAUUUUGUCUUGAAGAAAUAGGAAGUGCAACAAUAGGGCCGGAAGGGGACGCCAUUUAUCCCAUUAUAUUCAGCAAGUUGCAUCUCCAUCUGGUAUGGGACCAAUGGAGCAUUGGAUCAGAAGUGUCUACAAAGGACUGUGAGUGAUUUAUUUUGGUUUAAAUUAUGAACCAAUGUCAUCAUCCUUGAUCUUCACUCGCACUCAAAACUGCACUGCAGAUAAUAACUCUUCCUCAGCUGUAGAAACGAGAACGUUUGUGGUGAGGUUGGUGUUGCUGUGGGGACGCAGAGAGCGCUCGGAUCUGGUCCGCCCUGGAAAUGGAGUCCGCCGGUGGCUCGAUUGAUAUUGUUAGUGCUCGCAGCCCGGAAAAGAGCUCCGACCCCCUGUGACCGAGGCCUUCGGAUAGACGAGAGAAGCCGAAAGGAACCAGGUGCAGCUGGUGACGGCUCGGCCAGUGGAGCUACAGCCCUCCCGGCAGGCCAAGACUUGCGGACAACCGCAGGGUUCACACAGUGGCGUACUCGACGGCCUAACAACCGGCCCAUGGGGACUCGGCCGGAGGAUCGGCUGCACUGUUACAGUGGCUGACUGUCCUCAAACGUUGCCCGCAGGCAAAAGUUCAAAACUCCUCCGUGUACGUGUAUCAAAAAAAUGCCACAGGUAAAUGAAGAAAGUGAGAGGUUACGGCCAACCAAGGAGGGCUUUAUUCCACCAGACGACAAACAGCAGCUUUGUAACAAGACGGGAAACCAGCAAAGAUGGACAUAGAAGAAUUUACACAAAACCCAACUUUGAAGGCGCUAGAGGAGGCCACAAAGACGGACUUGUCUGUGAGGACUGUCAAGAGUUCUUUGAGGAGAGCUGCCCAGUGCAUGGUUUGCCGCCUUUUAUAAGAGAUACUCCAGUGGAGCUUGGAUUACCCUGCCGAGCCUUCUACACACUUCCUACUGGUUUGGCAGCAGGACCUUCCCAGACUCAGGAAAAUCAGCUGGGCAUUUGGUGCGUUUCUAAGGCACUUCCCAGAGGAAUAUUCUUUGGACCUCUAGAAGGAAAACUGCUAUGUUACGAUGUGGUUGGAAAAACAUCUUUAAUUUCAAAGGAGCUUGAAGACAGUGGUGAAAAAGCAGGAGAAACUCAGGUCAACCAGUCACUCUCAAAUUGGAUGAGAUAUGCAAACAAGGCAAGAACAAAAGAAGAGAGCAAUGCAAUCAUUUUCCAGUUUUAUGGAAAGAUCUACUACCGGGUUUGUAAAAAUAUUGAACUGGGCCAGGAGCUUCUCUUGUGGCCUGAGGAGAAUCUUGUUCAAUCAGCACAGGGACUAAGUAAUACACAGAAGGACAAUGAUGUUGUCAAUACUUGCACAGAUGUAUUGGAUGAAGAGCUUGAGGACAGAAUACUGACAGAUGGUGCUAAAAAGUCAGCUGAGGUACCUCCGUCUGGGCAACUGUGCACCAAGCUAAAUGUUGCAGUAAAGGACAUGGAGUGUAAGGACGUGGUGAAAGUAGAUCAGCCUGUUAAAAGGUCACAGCGGCUUCAAAUCAAACAUGAAAUUCAGAACAAACUGUCAAAGAAGAAAGUGAAUUGGUUUGCCUUGAAGAAACUCAAAUCAAAAUUAACUGAGGAGGCAGUGCUGCCAGUUAGUUCCUCCAAACAGAAUGACAAGAGGCAGGUUGAUCCUGGGGUUGCCAAAAAGCCACAAAAUUCCAGUAACAUUAAGGCUAAAAAGCUGAAGAAAAAUAAUCAGUUUGGACUAGGUGAGAGGACUUUGCGAUCAUUAAUAUGCAACAAGACUCUUAGAAGUCCUCCAGUUGGAAGAGCUCGAAUGAUACACACUGGACUCGAUUCAGACAGACUGAAAGUGCAGGUAACACAAGAGAACAUACUGAAAAAGAGGAGGAAAACAAAGUUAAGACACAAUCAGAAGAGGAAUGUUGACAGUCUAGAUGAAUGCUGUGAACAAAAUACAGAGACCAAGUCAACUGACAACUCUGGGGAAGCAAAAUCAGGUGGAGAUUUGCCCUUGUGUAAUAUGAAGGGGGACGGGCAAAAACCUCCAGUAGAAAAUGGAGAUCAUGUUCAAGCAAAGGAUAAUCUCACACCUCAGAACAAGUCGGGAGAAAGUAAGAAGUUUUGUCGGCGUAACAGUUCCCAGAUUGACCCCAGUGAGAGGAGGUACCAGUGUGAUGACUGUGGGAAAGGUUUCAUUCAGUUAUGUCACCUGAAGAAACAUCGUUUCACGCACACAGGGUACAAACCAUACAUGUGCAAUGAAUGUGGGAAGCGCUAUAGCUCUGAGGAGAGUUUUAAAGCCCAUCAGAUGCUGCACAGAGGAGAGCGUCCAUUCAAAUGUCAGCAAUGCGAUAAGGCCUACGCAUUGAAACGAGAUCUUCGAGAGCAUGAGCGGGUUCACUCAGGGGAACGUCCAUUUGUAUGCAACGAGUGUGGAAAGGCGUUCGCCAGGCCACCGUCACUCCGGAUUCACAAGAAGCUCCAUCGCCUUAAGGCCAUGAACAUUGGCAACCCACGGGCAUGUCGCUGUAGCGUGUGUGACAAAGAGCUGGCCAAUCCCGGCUCACUGAAGAACCACAUGAGGCUACAUACGGGCGAAAAGCCAUUUACUUGCACGUACUGCGGCAAAGCCUUCAGGCAGAUUGGCAACCUCCGCGGGCAUCAGCGCAUCCACACUGGGGAGAAACCAUACAAGUGUGACGACUGUGGUGAGUUCUUCUCACAGCUGCCUGAACUGCGCAGGCACCGCAUUUCACACACCGGGCAGGUCUACCUCUGCACGAUAUGUGGCAAAACAUUGAGGGACCCGCAUACCUUCAGGGCUCAUGAGCGCCUGCAUACAGGUGAACGACCCUUUAAAUGCGAUCAGUGUGGUAAGGCUUAUACCCUUGCAACUAAGCUCCGGAGGCAUCAGAGAAUCCACUUGACUGAAAAGCCGUUUAAAUGUGACAUCUGUGGCAAAGGGUACACAAUGACUCAGAGCUUAAAGAGGCACAGGCUGUCUCACAAGAAAAGUGAAGCACGAAGUGUAGGGGAGGUCGCAGAAGCCAUCGCCUCUUUGGAGAAAGAAAGCUCUGAAAGCAAACCUCUUGCAGAAAUACCGAAACAAAUGAGAAAAGUGGGUUUAAAGACAGCUGGUCAAGAGAGCAACAGCCCUCUUAGAAAUGAAAGUGUUGUUUUCAACCUUUAUGUGCACACCAUUGAAAUGGUAGAAAUCCCAGAUGGGGAACACGAGGAGAGUGAAAUGGCAGGUACUGAAGCUGAGAGUGCAAGUGAACAGAGUAUUACAUUCCAGCAGGUGGAGCGCAGUUCAACUCCGGAGUCCGGAGCAGCGGUCAAAGACAAUUUGCAGGAUGUGUUCACUCAGGCGGGAAGUCAACGACGUGGGAAUGGUGAUAUCAUAGAAAUAAUUAUAGCAGACUCUGAAGAUUACACUGAUGAAGUCACUUCCAGAAAUUGUGCUGCAAUAGAGCAAGAGAAAUUGGCCAACAAUGCUGUUGUUAUUGAAGAGGACAAUGGGUUUAAUAUUGUAGCUGAGAUAGUAGAAAUAUCAACUGGAAGUUGAGCUCCAUUAACAAUGCCUUUAUUAACACGUUCAACUUUGUACAUGAAACUGAAGCAGUUACAUUUUAGAUCGUGCCUGACACAAAUUAAUCUAUAGUACAAGUGAUUUGACUGCCGUUGAUUGUAAAGACUUACGGCAGCAGCAUCCUUGCACUCAAACCCCACACAUUUCUUUGUAAGUGCAUUAUAUAAAUCAUUAUAGGUUUUUAUAGUGCCAGAAUUACUUGAUGAAGUGCGUGAGCAAUGGCUGUCGGACUAACUCCAAUGCUGCGAAGAUUUCAAUACAAAACUAAUUAAUUUUGCAGCUGAAGGACAAAAGCUGUUGAACCACUUGCCUCUGGUCAUUUUUGUUAAUGUUGCAAUAUGCACUAAGCUAACAUUUCCUGGUUAUGACAUUUAGUGUCUCUGUCUAAACAUGCAAGAUAAAUUAAAAUUAUUAAUCCUUGCAUUAAAAAUAUCAAUGAUAAUAAUCAAAGACACUCUGCUUGGGGGGGUGAAGAGGAAUAUAUUGAUUUCAUGCAAUCCUUAAUUAAUGUUAAAAAACUCAUAAUGUAUAUUUGUUGAAAGUAACAGUUGAAAUAACGUCAAAGCAUGUCUCAGGGUUUGAGUGCUAAUGAUUUCCCAACACUGGGUUAGUAAUCCAGAGGUUUUGACCAACAGCAUAGAGAACAUGGGUUCAAAUGCCAGGUUAAGAAUCUGAAUUCAUUUCAAACCUUCUGGAAGUAAAAGAAAACACUGCUGUCAAUAAAAAUUAUUACA